ACCCCCACUGCCAGAGUCGCCGUCGAACAACCACCCUGCCACGGCCGCCUGCCACGGUUGCCUGCCACGGUGGCCGACGACGAGUGACUGAGUCCUCCGAUUAUUAUCUCAUUUGCCGGCACGAGCAGCACGCGGCAGUACACCACCGGCCUUUCUAUAUCUCUCUAUCUCUUUCUCUCUCUCGUUCCAGUUAUCGUUAUCGUUAUCGUUCUCGUUCUAGUUCUCGUUCUAGUUCUUGUUCUUAUUCGUUUCUUCUAUAUAUUCAUUUUCUCUUUCUCUUUUUUCUUUUUUUCUCUGCCACUUUUUUCUUGUCUCUCUCUCUCUCUCUCUCUCUCUCUCUCUCUCUCUCUCUCUCUUUCUUUUUCUCUUUCUCUUUCUCUGAUCGUUUCCCCGCUCUAGAGAUCCAUAGAUCGCUACUCCGAUUUUGCGAUCUUCGACGGAAGAAGAUCAAGGAACGUGCACGUAAGGCUGGAUUUUGAAGAAAGCGAACAGGACAGAUCGAAGAUGACGACAACGACGGGUGAUCCAUCGACUUUGAAGACACCAGCCUCGUUGUCGGGAGGUGAUCUGGUCUCUCGUUUAUUGGCAGCGACGCCACCGUACUUGUACAACGUACCGCUCACACCUCACAGUUUCUUCUUCAGUGAAAUGUUGAGGUCGUUCGUUCAAGCCAAAGCCGAAGCCACGUCUUCGACGGCGAACGGUACUAGCACGCCGAGACGUCGUAAGAGAUCUUGGCGAGACGCUCGUGACAGGCCACUCGAACUUACGACGAAGGAAAGAACGCAUCAUCAUCAUCAUCAUCAUCACCAUCAUAAUCAUCAUCAAUCUCAACAGGACAAAUAUUAUCAUGGACAAGCGCAACAGCUGUCGCAGCAACAACUAGACGCUCGCUUGGAGAACAGAACUAAACAGAGCGAAACUUAUGAGACCGAUAACAAGGUAAACGUGUUCGAUCAAAAAGCAAGCUUCGGUGGAGAUAUUUUGAAGUCGGUCGACGAGACCAAAUCGGAAUUUGUGAAACAGAGUAAGAACUUUUUCGACGAACGGCCCUGCCACUUCGAGCAAUCUCACUCACCGGAAACUAUUUUCCCUGCUGCCGAAUUACAAAAAGUUAAGCCGGAAGAACAACAACAGCAACAGCAACAACAACAGCAGCAGCAACAACAGCAGCAACAGCAGCAGCAACAGCAGCACGGCGAUCGCAAAAAUUGUAAUUAUGGCGAUAGAAACGGUUACGACGAACGUUCCAAAAAUACUGUUACCGUUCCAGAUUUACCUUUACUCACCGAUCAGAAAAAGCUCGAUUUUUCGAGGAACUUUCUUCCAGGACUUUCCGGAAGAGGAUGCGAAGUUUUUCAAGGUGUUAAAGGGUUUGGUUUACCCGGUAACGUCUCAAAUUCCGAAUUUCUACCCAGUCCACUCUGGUAUCCGCCAUAUCCUAUGCCACAAUCCUAUCCUGGCAUAGAUCCCUUACACUUUUUUAUCGAUCUUCGUGUCUCUGGACAUAUAUGGGAUCGUAAGCUCAAUGAGAGGCAGUUACCUUUCAAAAGCAAGCACUGCUCGGCUUUUAGCGUUCCGCAAUCAAAGGAAUACGGUAAUCGCCCAUUGAAUCUUACAAGGGACGAAGCUAGUACGUCUAGAACCAUCGACGAGAAUCUGCAUGGCACCAAUUACAUUUUGAAGCAUCUCAGUAGGACGUACAGGGAUAUACAGAAAACGAAAGUUUCGAGGCAGGAGACGUCGGAAAAUGAUGAGAUUAAACAAGGACUGUCAGAAAGCGAGGACUCAUCGAAACAAGAAGACGCUAGCAAUUCCUCCGGCAGUAAAGAAGACGAGAGAAAGGAUCUACGUGCUGUAAUUGGUCUCGAAUUGGUAGUAGACUACGUGAAGGAACCAAAAGGGGACCCUUCGACGGAACAAGCUGCACGAGUUAACUCGGAGUAAUUUGUGAAAGUGCCAAAGGUGAUCUUAGAUUUGUUCUUUAUUAAUAAUUGUAACAUAUUGCUAGAAUCAUCGAUAAAUCUCCGAUUAAUAUUACAUUCGAAUUUUGUCUCUCGCGAUUAUCUUAAGAAACGAGAUUAAUAAUCUUGACAUUUUUCAUCCCUUCGAACUUGAAAUAAAUCGCGUUAUCUAUUUAAACAGAAAUCAUCUAUUAAUCGUCUCUAAUAUACUCGAAAGUAUAUCUUCUUAAGCUUUCGUUGGUUUUCAAAGAGUAACGCAAAACCUCUCGUAUCUUUCCUUUCAAGCUAAUCACGGAGAAAACGAUCGAUUAUCGCGACUUUAACGAGUCAAUCCCUAGUUAUAACAAGGAGGAUUUUUUUUAGCUACCUCCAUGGGACUUGAAAUGGUCCCUUUCCGAAUUCAAUUGUAUGUGAUAUGCACUGUAAAUAUGAUAGUAGUAUUCCGAUGUAUCUAUAUGUAUCAAUAGAGUAUGGAUAGAUUAUGAUGAACGUGUAAAUUGUCGUAAUAAAUCCGAUGUGAUUUAGAUA
Vespula vulgaris is the source of this 2492-nucleotide messenger RNA. RefSeq lists its product as uncharacterized. The transcript is spliced from 3 exons. The coding region runs from base 505 to 1947 and encodes 480 amino acids. The record is from RefSeq and is a predicted model, not a curated record. Lineage: Eukaryota; Metazoa; Arthropoda; Insecta; Hymenoptera; Vespidae.